AUGGCGAAGCUUUCCGACCUUCUGCUAGAGCUGGUUCGCCACAUCGCGUCCUUUCUUCGCCCUGACUGGCCCGGCGCACUGCUUUUGGAUCACGAUGAGGGCUGGGAAUGGGUCCACGACAUUCGAAAAGUCCACAACGCCAACCGAGCAUCUCUACUCAACUUCUCGUACACUUCAAAAGCCUACCACCUUGCCCUUGCGCCCGAGCUAGUGCGUUCGCUUGGGGUCCUUGACCGAACUGGCGGAAACGAGCUUCGAAUGCUGUUCAAGUUGCUUCGCUACUUGCUGCACAAUCCGGCGUCAUCGCCUGGUGCCGUUCGGAAACUAUUCAUUGACCUUUACUCUGACAAACAUACGGGAGGAUCUUCCGGUUUGGACCAUGUCUGUCAACGCGACAUGGAUCUUCUCAAGGAAGCAGCCCUCUGCUUUGGCAUCAAUAUCUGGAGGGAAACGCUCGCUUGGAACGACGAUAUGGUAGGCUGGAGCAUCGGAGAAGUCUUGAUACAUGUUCCACAUUCCCUGAAGGGGUUUCUGGUCGGUCUUAUCAUCCUCAACCUCCCAAACAUCCGAGACCUAAGCAUCAUACUUCCGCCAGCGUCGCACAUGGCUGUGACCCAGCUGCUGCGUCUUGUUCAGAAACUGAGGGCAGUCGACAACGAUAUGCAACCGAUCCUUCACCUUGAAAGCAUUGCGGUCAGAAACUGGAACUUUAACGACAUUCAGCCCACGGGUUUUGAGACACUAUUCGAUUUCAGACCCCAUGCAUCGAUAUACUUCUGCAACUGCAUUCUAGACGCGCCUCUGCCAUGGGCCCCGAACAUCACGUCGCUGGUAUUCAGAGAUGUCAAGGGGAUUACGCUGUCGACCGUCUGCCAACUCAUCAACGACAUCCAGCGUCUGACGAAAUUCAUCUGCAUCCAGGAGGUUGAAAGCGAAAACAUUCCUGUGCUUAGCCCCGGUUCAAUGUUCCGGGCGCUGAAGAAGCACGGCUCAAGCCUGAAAACUCUGUGCCUGGGGGUUGUCUUUCGGUACGAAUCAUUCCCCGACCAGACGCCUCCGCCUUACAUCAAUUCAUUUAAGGACUUCAAGGUUCUUGAGCAGAUGUGGAUCAACUGCUCCUGCUUUGGGGACCGUUAUGGUGUUGGUAGCAAAGUCCUUCGAACGAUCCCAAUCUCAUUGUGGAGGCUUCAUCUGGCUGGCAGCGUUGACAUCCUUGAGGACGACAUGUUGCGCUGGGCCGAGAUACUUUCGGGGAAAAGCUUUGAUGAACAGGAUGACGAGAGAGAUGACGAGGGAUACGACGAGGAAGACGACGAGGAAGACAAUGACGCAGGCGAUGGGGAAGACGACGAGAAAGACAUGAUGGAAGACAUGGAGGAAGACGACAAUGACAAUGACUAUGUCCAUAUCCCAGAGCAUCUGGCUUGGGACAUCGGCUUGGACAACUUUGACCAUGAGGUUCACGAAGCUUUUCGGGACAGCAAAUGGGUUGACUUCUUUGAGGCCCCUUCCCCUUUGCCCGGUAUCUUUUAG
Molecule: messenger RNA, 1533 nt
Organism: Colletotrichum chrysophilum
Lineage: Eukaryota; Fungi; Ascomycota; Sordariomycetes; Glomerellales; Glomerellaceae
Exons: 1
Coding region: 1-1533 (510 amino acids)
Source: RefSeq, a predicted model, not a curated record